Molecule: messenger RNA, 1086 nt
Organism: Vicia villosa (hairy vetch)
Lineage: Eukaryota; Viridiplantae; Streptophyta; Magnoliopsida; Fabales; Fabaceae
Product: embryonic abundant protein VF30.1-like
Exons: 3
Coding region: 94-900 (268 amino acids)
Source: RefSeq, a predicted model, not a curated record
ACCAAACAUUUCACUAUAUAUAUUGGACACUUGAAGCAGUCCUUCAACCUCAUAGACACACCAAUAACUUGUACAAUUGCCAGAAUAGCUUUAAUGGAGUUCAAACAACUAUCUUGUUUAGUUCUAAUAUUUUUGACUUUUGUGGAAAUUGAAGCAUUGCAAUCUGGAGAAGAAUAUUGGAAAUCUGUUUGGCCAAACACUCCUAUACCGAAUAUUCUCUCGGAUAUAUUCAUCCCUGAUCAUAAAGAAACUAAUGCACCUAUUAGAGGUAACGAUGAGGACCAAGAUUGGACAGCUUUUUUCCAACAUGAUCUUUACCCUGGAAAGAAAAUGAGCUUAGGCUUCCACAAGCAUUCAAAUAGGCAACCCUUACUAUCAAAGGCAGGUCAACCUUUGGGAACAUGGAUAUGGAGUGAAACUCAUAGUCUUAGUAGCUAUUGUACAAAUCCAGCAGCUAUAGGAGAAGAGAAGUAUUGUGCUUCGUCUUUAAAACCCAUGAUAGAUUUUGCCAUUUCAAAGCUUGGAAAAAAUAUUAAGGUGAUUUCGAGCUCCUUUGCUCAAAAUCAAGACCAAUAUGUGAUAGAAGAAGUAAAGAAAAUCGGAGACAAUACCGUGAUGUGUCAUAGGUUAAAUUUAGAAAGAGUUGUAUUUUAUUGCCACCAAGUCAAUGCGACAACGGCUUAUAUGGUUCCAUUGGCGGCCUCUGAUGGAACUAAAGUGAAAGCAUUGACAAUCUGUCACCAUGACACAAGAGGUAUGGAUCCUAAGGUGCUUGAUGAAGUUCUUCAUGUUAAGCCCGGAACGAUUCCUAUAUGUCAUUUUGUUAGCAAUAAGGCUAUUGCUUGGGUGCCUAAUCAUGAUGGAAGUGAACAUGAUAAUAACCAUCCUUGUGUCAUAUAGGAUCUUUCCAUUUGAAGAUCCAUAAUCUUAAAAUUGGGUUUGUGUUCAAGAAGUGAAUAGGGAAAUAAUAUGAUAUGAAAAUAACAUAUUUUAUGUUUAAAGUAUCGCCCAUGUGGUAUGUCUUGUAAUCGUUGAUAUCAUCCUAUCACAAUAUAUUAUGUAUGUUUGAAUUUAAUAAUAUGAAAA